Molecule: messenger RNA, 270 nt
Organism: Rotaria socialis
Lineage: Eukaryota; Metazoa; Rotifera; Eurotatoria; Philodinida; Philodinidae
Source: the annotation of a GenBank genome assembly
AUGAAUACUCAAAGAGCUAAUCAUAUAAUUUUUGUUUCACCAUCUAAAUAUGUAGAACCAGCUUGGGAAACACAAAACAAUGGAAACAUAUAUUUACAACCGAUUCCAGAAGCAUGGAUAGCACCAAAUAAAGAUGUCUCUCUUCGACCGAUGUCAUUAAAAUUACAAGAGAUCAGAAAUGGUGAAUAUCGAAAAACGCCAUCAGUUUCUUCUGCAGUAUCAGCUAUUACUGAUUAUGCUGAGCCAUCAUCAAAGUACAACGCUAAGUAA